This is a messenger RNA of Symbiodinium sp. CCMP2592, 954 nucleotides long. The record is from the annotation of a GenBank genome assembly. Lineage: Eukaryota; Dinophyceae; Suessiales; Symbiodiniaceae.
AUGCCUGACUUGUACGGCAAAAAGCAGUGGGGAAUGGGAGUCAUGGUUUGGCAACAGUGGACCUGCACAAACGGGAGUGUUUCGGCACAGUACUUCACCGGAUGCCUCUUAUCGGCCAGAGCUUUGUGCACCGUGUCCAUGAUGGGUACUGAAGGAGAUGUGUGUCCGCUCGGGCUCCAGAUCACCAGACAGCCGGCUGCAGCGACUGUCCUGCAGAUCUUGCGGCGCAAGGUCUCCGAAUUCCAGCUGCUCGAAAACAUAGGACAGCCCGAGCAGCAGCCUUUGAUUUGCCUGACCGGAGGCAGUGCAUGGCAAAUGGCCGAGCCUGAAGGAGGCAGCGCCGAGAUCGACGACAGCACUUCCAAGCUGCAUGAAGAGCUCUCCAGCGUCGCGCCUGCCGGCAGCCCUGGGUGUCACUGCUUAGAGUUCGACUCCUGGUGGAACGAGGGCAAGCAUCGGCGCUUCGUGUAUAUAAGGUACAGCAUAACCGAGGGAGCUUUCCAGAUGGCCAUCGACGAGGAUAGCAAUCUAUAUCACGUCCCGGUGGCCUACGGUGCACGGACCGGAGAGGCGGUGACCGUUUGGGACCUGCACGUCGGCGCCGAAGUUGACAUCCUGGGGCGGAUGACGACGCUGCAGCGAUGUUCGCAGACCACUGCGGAGUGGAACAAGUAUUGGGCCGACCGGCUCAUCCUGCUGAGGAAUCGAUUGGCAGAGGAACUGAAGAAGUACGACACGAGGAAGAACGACCCGUGGCUAACAUGGCAGAAGGCGCGGAUCGAGGCCGGGGGAGCCGACCUACGGCUCCUCAUGGGCCAGGUUGCCGGCUUGUGUGCUCAGCUGAACGAAUACAGACCUAGGCUCGCUGCGCAGCUGAGCGUUCCACAGGAGAUGCUCAUCAUCGAGGACCUCCCUCGAAAGCACAAGGAGUCCCAGGAAAAGGCAGAAGGCUGA